AUGAGUUUCAUCGGCCGUCUUCGUUUGGCUAGUGCCACUGCUCGUUUGACUCGUCUUCAAGCUCGUCGCCAAGCACACGACCAUCACGAGAUUGUUAACCCCGGACCUCCAAUCACUUUGGACUACAUGCCAGUUCCUCAGAAGCCAUACGGUGUUGUCUAUGGUGAAUUGCAAAGCAAGUUCAACAUGUACUUGAUCAUCACUGGCGUCUUUGCUGCUUCAGCUUUAGCCUUGGUAAGUUCUUUUAUUUUUCGUCGUUUGUGUUUAGAUUGUGACUUGAUUUAAAAGGUGCCGUUUUGUUACCUCUUUAAGAUGAUCCAACUUCACUUUAAGUAUGGGAUUUAAUAGGAGGCUACAAAAUUAUAAAUUUUCGGCUUACUUUUAACCAAAGCUGUAAAGUUGACGAUUUGUGUUUUCAGGCGUUGUACGAUGAUGUCUUCGCUUACAAGGCUAUCUGCAAGCCCGAGAGUUACCGCUACAAACAACCAGGAGUUCUCGCCAAGUAA
Molecule: messenger RNA, 506 nt
Organism: Bursaphelenchus okinawaensis
Lineage: Eukaryota; Metazoa; Nematoda; Chromadorea; Rhabditida; Aphelenchoididae
Source: the annotation of a GenBank genome assembly